UGCCAAUGCCAGGCGUCUGCUUCACGAGCUUCAGGAGGCACAAACCCUAAACCCUACUAGUCGAGAACCCUAAAUCACAAGUGGCAAACCUUCCAAAAGUUUGGUUGCUUUUUCAGAAUUUUCUGUUUUGCACACAGAGAUGGCUGCACAUUCACAACUCUGGCAACUCCAAAGGUGUAAACAGCUCGUUGAAAAGCUGUAGAGGGUGCAGCUAGAGGCGCAAGACCGCUCACCUGUUUAGUAAGCUUGAAACGAGGUUAGUAACAUUGCAGGUAAACAGCAUUGCUUUCAGCGGCAUGGGCUUUGUCUACGUAUCCUUUUCUUCAUACAGAUAUGGCGGUCCAAAACGUUGACAAUUGAUAAAACUCUGUUGCCUCGAUCCAUGCUUGAGCUGAUCUCCUACUUGGGUCAACUUUGCUCCAAACCUGGUGUUGCUAUGAUGACCACUUUGCGCAGCCACAUUGUGGGGUUCACAUUAGUAGCGGCGCUUCUCUCCGUGUGCCACAUUGCGGCUGCGGCUGUCAGUGGUGAUCAGUGCAAGGCCCAAGAGACUCAGGCUGUUGCAAUCAAUGCGUACGGAAGGCGCUUGUCGAUAGACGAUGAGAGUACACCGUUCUAUCAGCCAACAGACUCCCUGGCAUCUCCCCGCUUCUCUGGAGUAAGGACGUAUGCCCGCCUGCCCCAUGUCACCUCCAUGGAGGGGGUGGACGUCGCAGUCUUUGGCAUCCCCUUUGAUACCGGUGCCAGCUUCAAGAUAGGCCAGCGCUACGGCCCCGAAUCCGUUCGCAGCGCCUCCCACCUGCUCCGUCCCUACAACCCCGAUGUCAACGUCACCGUUUUCGGCGCCCUUUCCUGUGUCGACUUCGGCGACGUGUCUGUCGUCCCUGGUUACAUCCAGGCAAGCUAUGCGGCGAUGGAAAAGGACAUCACAGAGCUGGCGGAAGCGGGGGUGGUAACGCUCGGCUUUGGGGGCGACCAUUCUGUUACGCUGGGGGAGCUGCGGGCGCUGGCAAAAGUGCACGGGCCGAUGUCGCUGGUCCACUUCGACUCGCACAGCGACGUGUGGGACAGCUACUUCGGCAAGAAGUACAACCACGGGACGCCCUUUCGGCGUGCCGUUGAGGAGGGCCUCUUGCUCCCCAGCAAGUCGAUCCAGAUUGGGAUGCGGGGACCGCUUUACUCAGCAACGGACCGAAAGGACGCCACCGACUUGGGCUUCAACGUCCUCACCACUUCCGACCUCGCCUCCCUCAAACCGCUCGUGCUCGGCGCGGCGGUCCGGCGGAUCGUGGGCGCGAGCCCUGCCUUCCUCUCGUUCGACGUCGAUUUUUUCGACCCGGCAUAUGCCCCAGGAACGGGCACGCCCGAAGUCGGCGGGCCGUCCACGCAAGUAGGCCUGGGUUACCUCCGGGCACUGAGAGAUAUCAAUUGGGUUGGGGGGGAUGUGGUGGAGGUGUUACCUGCUUUGGAUCAUGGUCAGAUAACGGCCCAUGCCGCCGCUCAAGUUGGUUUCGAGUUCUUGUCGCUGGUUGCCGCGCGAGCGGAGGCUUUGAGGACGGUGAGGGCGGAGUGCGAUGCGUUGCGGAAAGAUAAGGAAGAGUUGUAACCAGAGCCGUUGUAAAGCAACCCACCAUGCAGAUACGAGAACACCAAGCGUCUUUGGAAGCUGACUCGACCAAUGAUAGCCGAUCAAGACCCAAAAACAAUCUUAGUGACCUAACAAAAGUGCGAUGCACCCUGAUGUGACAUUGAUUGCUUGAUUUAGAAUGAAGCUUAUGACGAAUCUAUACUAAUUCUGAAAUUGAAGUCAGAGUGGAGAGUGCCGACACC
Klebsormidium nitens is the source of this 1830-nucleotide messenger RNA. The record is from the annotation of a GenBank genome assembly. NCBI's taxonomy places the organism in Eukaryota, Viridiplantae, Streptophyta, Klebsormidiophyceae, Klebsormidiales, Klebsormidiaceae.